GAAUUCCAAGAUAUUCCAGAUUUGUUGUAAUGGCAGGAGAUUUAUUUCAAGCAAACAAAGGAACAAUGAUCCUAACUUACUGACCUACACAGCGGAACAGCAACUGCACAUUAUAAACACUCUGCAGAAAUGUGCCAUGGAGAAUACAACAAGAUUGCAUUUGAAUGAAAAGCGGUUGCAGGGAAUCAAAAUGUUGUUUGAGAAACAUCCCAAUAUGAAGAGUUUGGAGCCAUUACUCACUGUCAAUGGAUUAGGGCCCAAACUGCUGAGUAGGAUAUGCGAAAGCAUUAUUCAAGAGCCAGCAGAAAACUUUCAACAAGAGCUGUCAGUAGAAGAAGACAGCAGGGUUGUUGAUGUCGGAUCCCAGAUUCUGAAAUUACCUAAUAAUCUGGUCACCCCGACCCAUGUCACUCAGAUUCCAUUCGUGAAGACUGUUGUUGGUAUACAUCUGGGAAUCAAUACGGUUAGCUGGGCUCGGUUACACACAGCUGGAGAACUAGACACCUGGGGAGUGCUUGACAUUUCUCACUGUGCUGACAAGAAGUAUGAUGUCCACGCCGUCUGGGAUCUGGUUACGCUUUUAAGAGAAGAGCUUCCGGAUGGAGAUGUUUAUAUAAUGGAAAACAACAAUUGGAGCAAUGUUGCCAACGUCAAGAAGCCCAUAAAAUAUCAUAUUUUUGAAGCCAUGAUUACAACCUCAAUCUGUUCAGUGUUUAAUCAGGCAGAUUCUAAAAACAAACCGAGGCAUGAGAUGGAUAAUCGAGUGUACUUCUUGCGUCCAUUCACUCCGUCUCGACUUUUCCGCAAGGUGGUAGGUUCAGAACGUGUGAGUGCACAAGAUGUGGUAAAGGACAUGAUAGACGGCAUACCAGAUGUGCGACACCAACCUAUCACCUUCACCCCGGACUCGGUAGAACAGUAUCUGCUGGUCAAUGGUUCCCUCAGAGACACCAUGAGUCAGGCACUCCUGCUCGUCAUCAGUUUCACUGAGCUCAUCCUGCUACAGAAUCCAGAAGCACUCAGUAUCAUUGGGAAAACGGUCAAUGCCAAGAAGCGGUAGCUGGUGAAUCUAUUAAAUAGUGGACAAUAAUUUUACUGUUUAUGUACAUUAGUUUAUGUAUAAAUAAGUGCAUAUCAAA
This is a messenger RNA of Homalodisca vitripennis (glassy-winged sharpshooter), 1139 nucleotides long. RefSeq lists its product as uncharacterized. Bases 137 to 1060 code for a protein of 307 amino acids. Lineage: Eukaryota; Metazoa; Arthropoda; Insecta; Hemiptera; Cicadellidae. Gene Ontology annotation, biological process: mitochondrial transcription; transcription elongation by mitochondrial RNA polymerase. Gene Ontology annotation, molecular function: DNA polymerase processivity factor activity. The transcript is spliced from 6 exons. The record is from RefSeq and is a predicted model, not a curated record. Gene Ontology annotation, cellular component: mitochondrial nucleoid.